Molecule: messenger RNA, 945 nt
Organism: Tarenaya hassleriana
Lineage: Eukaryota; Viridiplantae; Streptophyta; Magnoliopsida; Brassicales; Cleomaceae
Exons: 3
Coding region: 329-733 (134 amino acids)
Molecular function (GO): zinc ion binding
Source: RefSeq, a predicted model, not a curated record
CGAAUUCGAGCCGUCGUCUUCUUCCUGAAUAUCCAGAAGUCAAUUCUGCUAAAUCAAAGUUUUCCUUUUCGAUCUCGAAUUUCUCGAUUCUUCGCAUUAAAUAAUACGCGGAAUCGUCAGAGAUUUGAAUUGGACUUUCCUGGAAUUCUAUUUCUUACGCGUGAUUAUCUGGAAAACGCGUUUGAGAAGGGGAUAAUCUUAAAUCAAGCUCUCUUUCUCUCUGUUCCGGGGUCUUGAUCUUCCCCUCCUCUCCGGAUUUCAUCAUCUAAUCUUGAAAUCAUCUUCUGGCUGCUUAAUUUCAUCUGGGUUUUCGAUCGUACGAGGAAAGAUGUCGAAAGAAGGACAGACAGUGAUCGGAGUUCCGUACUACGUCGGACAUAAUCCGUACCAAGCCGGAGUUGUGCCGCCGAAUGCUAUUUACGGUGAUCCAAUGGGAGCUCCGAUUCAGCAAACGAUUUAUCGGGACACUCCUGCUCCGUUCAACUGUCCGUGCUGCGGUAAUACUGGUCUCACCAAUGUCAGAUCGAAACCCGGUCUCUCUGCCGUUGUUGCAUGCAUGAUGCCGAUGAUGCUUGGAAUCUGCUUUCUCUGCCCUUCAAUGGACUGCCUUUGGCACAAAUAUCACUACUGCCCUCACUGUUCAAACAAGGUAGCUGACUUUGAGAAAAAAGAUCCCUGCCUGGUUAUGGAUCCGCCACAAUGGAAGCAGUCGAGCUUUGCACUCCCUGCAUGAUGGGUCAUUAUCUGUUUACAUCACGUGUUUGGUUUCACUUGUUCUACUGUUUAUCAUCUUUGGAUAAAAACCGAGAUCCACCUACGGUAACGCGAGUUUUCAUUGAAAGGAGCUCUAUGAAUUGUGUGUAAGAAGAUGAACCUUUUACUUGAUUGUACAGUACAUUGUGUUGUGCUCUGAUUUUAUGGAAAGAACCUUCUUUCUAAUGUUCA